AUGAAAACUAAUCUUAUUCUCUUUUUUUUAUUUGUAAGUAGUUAUGCUCAAUUCAAAGUUUAUAUAUUUAAUGUUGGACAAGCUGAUUCUCAAUUAAUUGUAUAUCCAUCAGGGUAUUCUAUACUUGUUGAUCUUGGAGAAGAAAGAAAUGAUCCAAAUCCAACAAAUGCUAUUCGACUAGAAAAAAAAAUUGAAGAAAUUCUUGGAAAAAAAUAUAUUGAUGUAGUUGUUUUAACACAUAUUCAUUUAGAUCAUUUUGGAUAUUAUGGAAUAUCUGGAUUAUGGCAUUUAUUUGAAGUUGGUAAUUUUACUGCUGGGAAAUUUAUUGAAAGAAAUGUUGGAAAUUAUACUGGAGAAAAUAGAAAGAAAUGUAAUAAUGAAACAUAUGAAUUUUAUGCAGCAGGAGAAUUUGAAAAAUAUUCUAUUGAAUGGGUAUGUUAUGCAGAUAGUAUUAAAGAUCAAACUAAAGUAUCUAAGAUUAGAGAAAUUGCUAAUAUUUGUUCUAUUACUCAAAUUAAUCCACCAGAUAAUGAUAGUGAAGUUGAAAUUUUUACUAGUAAUGGAUAUGGUGCAGUAAGAUGGGAUGGAUCUCCUGUUGAAUCAAAUUAUUAUAACCAACCAAUGAUGCCAAGUGAAAAUGAUUAUUCUAUUGGAUUAAGAAUUAAAUAUGGUAAUUUUAUAUAUGCAACAAGUGGUGAUUUAGAUGGUGGAUAUUAUUAUAGUUAUGGAACAACAAUUAAUAAUAUUGAAGUUGAAGUAAAAGAUAUUGUUGGUUCUGUAGAUGUUCUUCGUGCAAAUCAUCAUGGAAGUAAACAUUCAAAUAGUUGGGAUUAUCUUUCUAUUACUCAACCAGUUGUUUCUAUUAUAUCUUGUGGAUUUAAUAAUACAUAUGGACAUCCACAUCCUAAUGCUGCUUAUAGACUUACUCAAAUGUCACAAAAAGUUUUUACAACAAAUAUUUGUAAUUCAAAAGUUUCAUUUAAUAAUUAUUAUGAAAUGGUAGAUGAUAUUAUUAUUACUGUUAAUUCUACAAAUGCAACUCAAUUUAGUAUUAGUAAUUCUGAUAAUUCUUAUUAUGAAUUAUUUAAUAUCAAAACAAGAAAACAACAAAGAAAAAUUUGUAUUCCUCCUUCAAAUGAAUUUGAUGAUUCUUCUUCAAUACUCUUUACAUUGUUGAUUAUUCUUUUAAUCUUCUUUAUUUAA
This is a messenger RNA of Entamoeba dispar SAW760, 1203 nucleotides long. RefSeq lists its product as uncharacterized. Bases 1 to 1203 code for a protein of 400 amino acids. The transcript has a single exon. The record is from RefSeq and is a predicted model, not a curated record. Lineage: Eukaryota; Evosea; Mastigamoebida; Endamoebidae.